This is a messenger RNA of Temnothorax curvispinosus, 1065 nucleotides long. RefSeq lists its product as uncharacterized. Gene Ontology annotation, cellular component: chitin-based extracellular matrix. The transcript is spliced from 4 exons. Gene Ontology annotation, molecular function: structural constituent of chitin-based larval cuticle. Bases 27 to 755 code for a protein of 242 amino acids. NCBI's taxonomy places the organism in Eukaryota, Metazoa, Arthropoda, Insecta, Hymenoptera, Formicidae. The record is from RefSeq and is a predicted model, not a curated record.
CACUUGUGCCUCAUCACCAACCAGACAUGCGUCUUCCCGUGCUGUUUCUCUUGUUUUGCCUCGGCCUUGCGGUCGCCCAGCACAAUCAACCGUAUCCUGCGAAUACACCGGUACCUAUCUUAAAACAGAUAAACAAGCACAACGAGGACGGUAGUUACAGUUACGGUUUCGAGGCGGCGGACGGCUCGUACAAGAUCGAGUCCAAGAGUCCGACCGGCGAGGUUUACGGUAAGUACGGCUUCGUGGACGACACCGGGAAUGUACGCGAGAUCGAAUACGGCGCGUCCAGGCGCGGCUUCGAGCCGGUCGGUCCUGGGAUAAACGUGCCCCCGCCAACCUUGACCGGUAACAGCAUUAACGGCAACGAACCCGAAGACGACGGACAGUACCGCGAGGAUCCGUCGAUCUAUCAUACCGAUCCACGUUACACCAACGGGGAACGUUACGAGGACCCACCUAAGUAUAAACAGCAACCAAUCGCCUACAAUCCGCCGCAACAGAUUGCACCGGCUGGUUAUAACAAACCAAGAUAUAACCCGCCUGUCAAUUAUCGGCCGGCAACGGUGAGCCCGCGGUUCCAGCCGGAAUAUCGACCGCAGUAUCGGUCGCAGUACGAAUCGCAGUACGAAUCGCAAGGUCAGCAGCUGCAAUCCGCAUAUCCUUCGCUCGCGAUUUCAGCCAGUCCUCAAGGACAUUCCGCGACCAACAUCGACGUCAAUGCCGGAUUGGCAUCUUACACGGUUAAUUACAAAUGAUAAAGAAAGAGGGAGAAAAGAGAGAGAAAGUCGAGCAAUCGUAUAUAUUGCAUGUGUGUAUAUAUGUUAUUUAUAGAUAUUUUAAGAUCGUUGCUCUCAACAUUUAUUUAAUUAUUGCACGUAAAACUGGUUGGUGUCGCCGUCGGAAUAUUUUCGAUAACACACUGAUUUAUUGAUAAUUUAGGGACAAAUUGCAUCAGCAUAGAUACUAUGAUUAGUUCAACACUAGAACUACCAAGGGGGUCAAAAUAACUUGUUUGAUAUUUUUUUAUAUAAUUAUUAUUUAUUUUUAAAACAUCACAAUUUCUGA